AUGAACGGAAUUGUGCCGGUGAAAUCACCGCAGCCAACGCAGAGAUCUGGGAUGAGUAGAUUAGAACUGACAGUACCCGAGCCGAGUCUGAUAGCCGAGUUCAGUGCAGAAAACUUGCGUACAUUCCACGCUCCGCCAGUCGACCAUUCCGUUGAGACAACUCCUGUUGCCAGAUUGAGCUCAACUCAGAAUGCCUCCAGUGCUAAUUUGAAACAGCCGCUUCGAGUUUCAUUUGAGAAAAGUGAAGUUUUGACGCCGAUUCUUAAGAACUCUAAUAACUCAAAUUGCCAACGCUUAGACAAUUCAUUCCAAGACAACUAUUUUCCGGUUCCAAAGUCGCCUUCUCCGACCUCUCCUUCCCCACAGACAAACGGAACAAUGGAACUCAUCGAGACUAUCCGUAGCCAGGAGCUCGAAAUUCACAAACAUAAAAAAGCUAACGAAAAGCAAACUCGUCAACUUGCCCAGCAAGCGCAAAUCAUUCAACAGCUCAAGGAUGAAAUCGAGAAAUAUAAAACAGAAUCAGAACAAAAAACAGUUUUAACAACUUCAACUGCAGAAAAAUCUUCAAACACGGAAGUAUCUUCAUCUCAAGAAACCUCUUCUCAAACAGACCCUGCACCUUCAAAGCAACCUACAAAAGAAUGCUCAAUCCAGACAUCAGACAGUUUUGUCUUCAAGCAGCCACAAGUACAAAGCACCAAUAGUUCUCAAAUGCAGUACUACGAGCGUUCACGAGAAACAUCCCUGGCGGCUUCGACAAAUUUGAACUACUCGAACGCCCAUUCUCGUCAGUCAAAUCACUACAGCACUGAUACAGAUUCUGACUCAGACGCGGAAUUACCGCCCGAAGCGCUGGCCGAACUUGUGGGAAAGCUGAAUCAAACCAUUGCGAAUUGCAAUCAGGAGCAUAAGCCGCAAGAGGUGCAGCAAGGAUAUCAACAACAGAAUACCACUGCGCCGGCCGCUAUUAAUCAUAUUCCUCCAAUUAGUAAUGAUCAUUUUACGAGUUCAUCUGCAAGCGAGGACGAUGAAGAGGAUUAUCCAGAAGGCGACACGAUGUUUAUUCGAAAUAUCGCACCCUCUUACGGCACUAGAAAAGAAGGCCAACUUCACCACGUCAGCCAAUAUGGAGAAGAGAGUGUUUGCGCCCAACUAGCGCGUAAAUACGGCGUCCCGACUCCUUCUUCUGCCCCUUCUUCACGAAGUCAAAGCCGCUACCGGUACAUGUCAACUCCGGAUCAAACUUUCAACCUGCACAACUCCUCUGAUAUGUCUCUCGCGACAGCAAGAUACAUGGAGAGACACUUGUCGAAGCCACAGCGAAGAAAGUCCGACGCCAGCGUCCCGCAGCGCACAUCAAAGCCGAUCGUAGACCUAACAGAGCUGGAUCGCCUUGAAAACUUCAAAUGA
Oikopleura dioica is the source of this 1413-nucleotide messenger RNA. The record is from the annotation of a GenBank genome assembly. NCBI's taxonomy places the organism in Eukaryota, Metazoa, Chordata, Appendicularia, Copelata, Oikopleuridae.